This is a messenger RNA of Patella vulgata (common limpet), 5496 nucleotides long. Its product is annotated as neprilysin-1. Bases 615 to 2975 code for a protein of 786 amino acids. Gene Ontology annotation, biological process: protein processing. The record is from RefSeq and is a predicted model, not a curated record. Gene Ontology annotation, cellular component: plasma membrane. Lineage: Eukaryota; Metazoa; Mollusca; Gastropoda; Patellidae. The transcript has 21 exons. Gene Ontology annotation, molecular function: metalloendopeptidase activity.
UGUCUAUUUGUUUUCUAUUAAAUACUGUUAUCUCACACAUAGGACAUCUCCAGGAUAUUAUCAUAGAAUGCGGAAAUCUUUCACAUAAACAAAGAUAAAGGAUCAACUAAAAAAAAUUGUAUUAUUUUUAGUGGGGGUCCCCUGGAUUGAUGGAUAACAAGACAAGGUGGCGUGUGUAUAUGACUGGCCAGGGAUUUAUUUAACAGUGGUGAUUAGCUGCCGAGAGAGAGAUGGUGUGAUCACUCUUUGUCUCUGAUUCAAUCGUGUAAUGCUUCAAGUUGUAAUACCAGCAGGAAUCUACUUAGGAUUUCUUUUUCUACUGUGAAUUUCUGGUGGUAAGAAUAACUGAAAUCAUGAUCUGAAGUCCCUCAGUUUGUUUUUGUGGUGUUUAACUUUUUUUUAUAAAUCAUAAAUAAACAGGAGUAUUAUCACAUUUUAAGACCACACUAAAAAGAUGAAAUAACAGCUUUUGUAUCUGUUUAGUUUUGCAUUUAUAUUAAAUGUAUAAUUCUUUAAAAAUGUGACUAUUUUCUUUUUCAUUGAGUAAUAUUGCUACUGUGGAUACUUAAAAUGUUCUGGUUAAAUAUUGGAGUAUUGAACAUCAUAUUGUGAAAAUGUCAAGUGCCUAUCAAGCACGUUACAUGUCACCUGUAAAAGAAGAUCAGGAAUGUAAUGGAGGUACAAAUCUCAGUCUUAAUUCGACUGGUGUUAACAAUGUGAAAAAAACUGGUAAUUCUGAUUUAGACCCCGAGGAACCCAUGAAAAAUGCUCAGAUCCAUUUCUUACCGAAACCGUCCCAGGAUUCACGUGUAUGCAUGGUUUUAUCUCGGUGGACAAAUCGUGAAAAAUAUCUUGGAGCCUUAUGUUUAUUGUUAUUUGUGGCCUGUGUUGUAUUUAUCAUUGUUGCCUUUACCAGAUCUGGUCUUCUACAAGGUCAUCCACAAGGGUUUUGUAAUUCCCGAAAAUGUGUCCAAACAGCUGCCAAACUUAUGGAAGGAAUGGAUUUUACAGCUGACCCAUGUGAAGAUUUUUUUAAAUAUGCCUGUGGUCAGUGGAAUAAAAAACAUGUCAUCCCAGAAGAUAAAUCAAGUUUUAACACCUUUGAGAAACUUCAUGAUGAACUUCAAAUUAUAUUAAAAGGUCAGUUAGAGGAACCACCUAGUAUUGACGAUAAUCAAGCAUCAAUUAAAGCUAAAAUACUAUAUAAAUCUUGUGUUAAUGUUACUCAGUUAGAGAAAGUAGGUGUCGACCCAUUACGAAAAGUAUUGGACAACUUGGGAAAAUGGCCUGUUAUCGAACCAACGUGGGACUCAAGUAAUUUUGUGGUAGAAGAUAUGUUAGGAUAUUUACGAGGCUGGUAUAAUGCACCAAUAUUGAUAGAUUGUUGGGUUGGCGCAGACGACAAAAACUCAUCAGCCAAUAUUAUUCAGUUAGAUCAGCCUGUUCUCGGUAUGCCUAGCAGAGAGUAUUAUUUAAAUGAUAAAGAUUCCGAAAAUAUACGAGCUUACCGGAAAUAUAUGUACGAUAUGGCCAUGUUGUUAGGUGCUACAGAAGAAUCAGCUAAGAUAGAUUUACAAAAUGUUUUUGAUUUUGAAACAAGAUUGGCAAAUGUAACGAAACCACAAGCAGAACGUCAUGAUACUGGUGCUAUAUAUACUAAAGUAACAAUUAAAAAAUUACAGCAAAUGACAACAGGGUUUGAUUGGCUGAAAUAUUUUAGAAAAUUUAUACCUUCUGAGAUCACAGAGGAUGAGAGUGUGGUAUUGUUUGCUAAAGAUUAUUUAAUUGAAAUGUUAAAGAUACUUCAACACACUCAUCCAAGAACAAUUGCUAAUUAUGUCAUAUGGAGAGUUUUGUUGGGAUUUGCUCCAGAAUUAACCGAAGAUUUUCAAAAAAUAAGAAAUGAGUACAGAAGAGUUCUACAGGGUGUUAAGAGAGAUAAAAUACGAUGGCAGAAGUGUGUAGAAUAUGUUAAUGAAAGACUUGGUAUGGCUGUUGGGGCCAUGUUUAUUGAGGACAAUUUUAAAAAAGAGAGCAAAGAUACUGCUUUAGAAAUGAUCCAUGAUAUCCGUGCAGCAUUUAAUGAACUACUUGAAGAAAAUGAUUGGAUGGAUGAAGAGACGAAGGCUUUUGCAAGGGAAAAGGCUAAUGCUAUGAAUGAAAGAAUAGGUUAUCCAGAAUUCAUAACAGACUCUGAACUUUUAGAUAAGAGGUAUGAAUUGUUAGACUUUAGCGAUGACCAGUACUUCCAGAAUGUCUUGCAGCUAGAGAGGGGUGAGGCUAUUAAAACAAUGAAAAAGUUGAGAGAACCAGUCAAAAAAGAUAUAUGGGAACAGGAUCCCGCAGUAGUCAAUGCAUUUUACAACCCUAAUACCAAUGAUAUUGUUUUUCCAGCUGGUAUUUUACAACCACUGUUUUAUAGUUCUACAUUUCCUAAAUCUUUAAAUUAUGGUGGUAUUGGUGUAGUUAUUGGUCAUGAAAUAACUCAUGGUUUUGAUGACAAGGGUCGUCAGUAUGAUAAAGAUGGUAAUUUAAAACAAUGGUGGAAGAAUGAAACUAUUGAAGCUUUUAGGAAAAGAGCCGAGUGUAUGGUUGAACAGUAUUCUAAAUAUAAACUUGAUCAAAUAGAUUUGCCAAUAGAUGGUAGAAAUACACAAGGUGAAAAUAUAGCUGAUAAUGGUGGAUUAAAAGAAGCUUAUAGGGCAUACCAGAAAUGGGUACAGAGUCAUGGAGAAGAACUUUUAUUGCCAGGUAUAGGUUUAAACCACAGACAACUAUUCUUUCUCAACUACGCUCAGAUUUGGUGUGGUAAAAUGAGAGAUGAAGAAGCGUUGCAUAAGAUACGUACAUCAGUUCACAGCCCUGGUCCUGUGCGUGUUCUCGGACCACUUUCUAAUUCUGUGGAAUUUGCCAAAGCAUAUCAUUGUCCUCUGGGAAGUAGAAUGAACCCUAUACACAAAUGUUCAGUUUGGUGACAUGCAUGUUCAUAUAAAAUAAGACUGUGGGAAGAGGGUAUUUUGGAUCUAGGUUUACUAGAAAGUGUUUUGUUAUACUAUAUCAAAAUUGUUCAACAUGGUAUGAACUUAUUACAUGUAUAAUGAAAUUAUUGAAAAUCGCUGUGAACAGAAGUAACAGUGCUCAAAAUCUAACAAACAUUUUGUAAAAUGGCACAAGUUUAUAGAUCAGUCACGUUAUUGAUUUGUUCAUAUACAGAUAUCAAAUUGUUCAGGUCCAUAUACAGAUAACAAAUUGUUCAGGUCCUUUAAUGAUGUGCUGUGUACAAAUACAUUAAAAUAGCGUUGUCGUUUCAGUGGGACUGAAUUUUUCAUAUUUAAAACAAUGAUGUUUUUUUCAUGGACUAUAUGAAUGUGUUUUGUAGUUUAUCAACAUUGUACAGACAAACCAUAUGUAGCGUUUUAAAUAUUUAUUACUAUUUUCAUAAUAAAAUUCAGUACAAUGGGAUUGUUGCUUGUGAUGGUGUAGAUGUUCUCCUGAACUGAAAUCAGGUGACAGAGAAUCGUGUUUUGGGUACAUGCUCUUAAUCCUGAUAAAAAUGUGGGUCGAGAAGGAUCGUGACCCAAUCGAACCAGAUCAAAGGAAGUAAUUAAUGCAACAUGCUUUGUCUCCCAAAAUUCUUGUCUCUACUUGAUUGACACCAUUUGUAGGAUUGAGGGAAUGGAAAUAAUUUUACUAUAUAUGUAUUAAAUUAAUAUGUAUUUUCCUCGCCUUUUUAUUAUAUUAGUUUCUUGGAAUGAUUAUCAAUUAUUUGUCCCUUAAUAUUAUACUAAUCAUUGAUUCCAAUAUUGUCAAUUGUAUAUUAAUAUGUCAUCAAUCAAUACAGGGUAACAUAACACACAACUAAUUAAUAAUAGUAUUAGUUUGCAUUAUGUAAGAGCUAAAUCUGCCUUUUGCAGUUCUUUUUUUUUUUCUUUUUUUUUUUGACUAGAUUUGAAAAUUUGAAUGACAAAAUGGACAAACGAGGCUAAGUCUCGGUUAAAAAGUAUUGUUGCUAGUAGCAACUUGCUUCGAUAAUGACAAUCCAGGCUAUAUCUUCAUUCAUAACAUUGCUCAGAAUAAAGUAAUUUGGAUGAAAUUUUCAAUAUAUUCAUAUUUCAUUAUCUAUUUUUUGAACUAUUAUAGCAGGAACGUCCAGUUCUGUAUCUAAAUCUUACAUAAUGCAUCUUUAUGCUAGCCAAUUAUUCAUUCUCUUCAUCAAUGCUAAUUCCAGAUCACAUCAUUUAGUAAAUCCUAAAAGGCUUAUUUUAAAGAUGUGUUAAAAUAUUGUAGGCUACUAAUGUAUGUAUGGAGCUUAAUCUCAUUGAUAUGGGUCAAAAUGAAGUCUUCAGUAGGGUUGAUCUGAUGGUUUAUUAGUUAUGAAACAAAAAAUAUACAAUUAAAAGUAUGGUUAUUACUUCUAGUUUCAUUUUUGUCUUGCUAUAUCCAUACAAGACCAGACUGUUAUUCUUCAAAAUAAAUCAACACAUAAACUCUGAUGAAAUAAAGAAUAUAUUUUUGAGCCAGAUCUAAGAAGGUUAACCAUUUUAAAAAAAUUGGUAAGGAAUUUAAGAAACACAUUAACUUGGUAUCAUACACUCAGGUCACAUACCAUUAUAUUUACAUUAGAAGUUAUAUGAUUUUGGCAUUCAAUUUCCUUUUUCCCAUGUGAACCUUACUGUCCACUAAAAUAGACCAUAGAUUGAUUUUGUAAUUAUAUGGGUUAUAAUUCAGCCAGUUAUGACUGCUUGGGUGACAGAAUUGCCCUAAAUAUCUCGGAACCCAUUGGUCAAUUUACAUACUGUAAAACAUGCACACUUUUCAAAAUAACAUAGCCUAAUGAGUUACCUCUCCGAAAUGCUCAAUUUGCUUACCUUUAAUCUUUUAAUGCUAAAUCUUCUAGAAGAUUAGCUUUCCUAUCCCAAUACCAGAAAAUGGACUGAGACACACAAUAGUAGAUCAAAUUUGACACUAAUAUUCUAGAUAAAUAACAUAUUUACAGAAACAGUAUAGCAUAUAGGUAAAUUAUAUAUUUUAGAAGAAUAGGAUUAUGUUUAAACUUUGACACAAACAGUAUAGCCUAUAGGUAAAUUAUAUAUUUCAGAAGAAAUAGUAUUAUAUUUGAAGACAUGUCUUGUAUAAGUUCUGAAUUACCAUACACUAUCUCUUCUAACUAGUAAAGUCCAGUCUUAAAAGAAUCAGUAUAUGUUUGAUUAUCAAACAGGUAAUGUGACAUACUAAAUCUGGCAACCUAUGUUGUUUUUACUUUAUUUUUACUUUCUUACAAAGUUUCUCUUCAUGUUUACAUCCCAAAAUGACCUGUUGUUGUUGUUAUUUGUUGUUAUUAUUAGAUAUAUUAAUGUUACUUAUAUGGACUAUUUAUAUUGUUAAUAUGGUGUGUGUAUUAUUUCUGGUGGUAUUAUUACACUAUGGUCUUAUUACUAUUAUUACAUCGUUUUCUGUAACAAUUGUGUAUUUUCUAAUAAAAGCAUGAAACUCUGA